Molecule: messenger RNA, 5140 nt
Organism: Marchantia polymorpha subsp. ruderalis
Lineage: Eukaryota; Viridiplantae; Streptophyta; Marchantiopsida; Marchantiales; Marchantiaceae
Source: the annotation of a GenBank genome assembly
AUUUCGGCGGUGAGCUCGUCGGUCGCGGCGUCUUUCUCUUCCACCUCUUCUCGCAUCUCUCGCUGUCUCGUAGAGUCCGAUUCGAUGCACGCUGAAGCUUAGAAGCUUAGCUGCUGGUUCUGGUGCUCGACUACGGUAAGUAGCUUCCUUCUCGAAUUGCCACUUCUCACGAUAGCACACUCCCUCGCCGUCUGUCGAUUCCGCCCUCAUCCUCGUCCCGCCCUUUUUCGCCUCCCCUGCUGCCCACAUAGCGCGACGACAUUUCGUCGUUGCGUCUUUUGAGUUUCGGGACGGAGUUGAUUGCCUUCGGAGACGUGUUCAUCGAGCGGAGUGCUGGAAGCUGACGUCGGUGUAGCUCGAAGGCCCUUCUCAGUUUAGGACGAGCAGAAGAUGGAGGAGAUGAUGGUCGAUCAAGAGAAUGUCGGGCCUCUGAAGAGGGGUCCUAAGCCGAAGGCAGGUGCCAAGGGAUUGUCGAAGGCCGCUGCAGCUCCGAAACCACUGCAGUCGAGCUCUGGCGCCAAUGUCGAGGCCGGUCGACAGGGUAAAACCAUCGAAGAGAUGUAUCAAAAGAAGACACAAUUGGAGCACAUCCUUCUGCGGCCCGACACCUACGUCGGUUCAAUUGAGAAACACAAACAGACCCUGUGGGUCUACGAGGGUGGAAAGAUGGUGCAGCGGGAAGUAAGUUAUGUUCCUGGGCUGUACAAAAUCUUCGAUGAGAUCUUGGUGAAUGCAGCUGAUAACAAGCAGCGGGAUCCCACAAUGGACUCUGUAAAGGUUGAGAUCAAUGUUGCAGAGAACACAAUCUCAGUGUUCAACAAUGGUGCGGGUGUGCCCGUCGAAAUUCACGCAGAGGAGGGGGUGUACGUUCCAGAGAUGAUUUUUGGACACCUGCUCACUAGCAGCAACUAUGAUGACUCUGAGAAGAAAACCACCGGAGGACGGAAUGGUUACGGUGCCAAGCUUGCCAACAUCUUUUCCACCGAAUUUACAAUCGAGACAGCAGAUGGGAACCGCCUACGCCGGUACAAGCAGGUAUUUCAAAAUAACAUGGGAGUGAAGGGAGAGCCCACUAUCACCAAGUGCAAGGCUAGUGAGAGCUGGACGAAGGUGACCUUUAAGCCUGAUCUGCCAAAAUUCAACAUGUCGUACCUGGAGGAGGACGUCGUUGCCUUGAUGAGUAAAAGAGUACUGGAUAUAGCGGGGUGUCUCGGAAAGACUGUGAAGGUUGAAUUGAAUGGUCAACGUUUGCCCAUUAAGUCCUUCAGUGAUUACGUCUCGAUGUACUUGUCAGCGGCUGCUACGAAUGCUGGCAGGGACGAGCCACUGCCCAAGCUGUACGAAAAAGUCAAUGACCGAUGGGAGAUUGUAGUUACUCUGAGCGACGGUCAAUUUCAGCAGGUGAGUUUUGUGAACAGCAUUGCGACAAUCAAGGGUGGAUCACACGUGACGUAUGUCGCAGAUCAAGUUGUCAACAACUUGCUGGCAAUUGUGAACAAGAAGAACAAGACUGCUUCGGUGAAGCCCUUUCAAAUCAAGAGUCACAUCUGGAUAUUUGUCAACGCUCUUAUUGACAAUCCGGCAUUCGACUCUCAAACCAAAGAGACGUUGACAACUCGUCAAAGCAGUUUUGGUUCUAAAUGCGAACUCUCCCCUGAGUUCCUGAAGAAAGUUGCGAAAUGUGGCAUCGUGGAGAAUGUACUCACCUGGGCAGAGUUCAAACAAAGCAAAGACCUGAAAAAGACGGAUGGUGCCAAGCGCCAGAGAAUCACUGGAAUCACCAAAUUGGACGACGCCAACGAUGCUGGUGGGAGGAACUCACAGGAAUGUACCCUGAUUCUUACAGAAGGAGAUUCAGCCAAAGCACUCGCUAUGGCUGGAAUUAGUGUGGUUGGACGAAACAAGUACGGUUGUUUUCCACUUCGAGGAAAGCUACUGAAUGUACGAGAGGCAAGCAAACACCAAGUCAUGGAGAACGCGGAGAUUAAUAACAUAAAACAAAUUCUGGGCCUACAGCACGGAAAGGACUACGACAGCACUAAGUCCUUGCGAUAUGGUCAUCUUAUGAUUAUGACCGAUCAGGAUCAUGAUGGUUCGCACAUCAAGGGUCUGCUUAUCAAUUUCAUCCAUUCGUUCUGGCCUUCUCUACUCAAAAUCCCGAACUUUCUUCUGGAGUUCAUCACUCCAAUUGUUAAGGCAACGCAUAAGAGUGGACGAGUACUAUCGUUUUACAGCAUGCCAGAGUAUGAAUCGUGGAAGGAGUCCGUUGCAGGUGAAGCUAACAAGUGGACCAUAAAGUAUUAUAAGGGUCUGGGUACUUCAACUUCCAAAGAAGGAAAGGAGUACUUCAUGGAUCUAGGAAGGCACAAAAAGGACUUCACCUGGCAGAGUGAGAAGGAUGGAGACGCUAUUGAGAUGGCCUUCAGCAAAAAGAAGGUUGAUGCCAGGAAGACAUGGUUGCGACAUUACGAGCCAGGAACCUUUCUUGACCAAAGCGCUGAAGUCAUCAAUUACGAAGACUUCGUUAACAAGGAGCUUAUUCAGUUUUCCAUAGCCGAUUUAGCAAGAUCCAUCCCAUCCAUGGUCGAUGGGUUGAAGCCUGGGCAGCGGAAGAUUCUGUAUUGCUCCUUCAAGAGAAACUUUGUGAAACAAGCGAAGGUGUCGCAAUUCUCUGGAUACGUGUCAGAGCAUUCCGCCUACCACCACGGAGAGGCAAGCUUAGCGAGUACCAUUAUCAACAUGGCUCAGACCUACGUCGGCAGUAACAACAUCAACCUGCUUGCUCCUCUCGGGCAGUUCGGUACAAGAAAUCAGGGAGGUAAAGAUCACGCAAGUUCUCGAUACGUUUUUACUUGUCUGUCACCGAUCACUCGUAAACUGUAUCCACAACCCGAUGACAUGCUUCUGGAGUAUUUAAAAGAGGAUGGCCAGUCAAUCGAGCCUAAGUGGUACGCUCCUAUUUUGCCGAUGGUGCUUGUAAAUGGGAGUGAAGGAAUUGGAACUGGGUGGAGUACCUACGUGCCGAACUACAAUCCAAGGGAUAUCGUUGCCAACAUCAUGCGCCUGCUGAAAAAUGAACCCAUGGUACCUAUGGAUCCCUGGUACAAAGGCUUCAGGGGAACCAUUGAGCGAUCAGCUGUGAAAGAGAAUGGUGUAACGUACACUUGCACGGGAAUAAUAGAUCAGAUCAAUGAGACGACCCUGAAGAUAACAGAGCUACCCGUCAAAAAGUGGACUCAAGAUUACAAGGAGUAUCUUGAGUCUCUUAUGGUUGGUUCGGCCAAGGUCAAGGAGCCGUUCAUUAAGGAUUACCGUGAGCAUGGAACCGACACAGCAGUUGACUUUGAAGUCCAGCUUUCAGAGGAGAACAUGAAUAUAGCUUUGCUCGAAGGUCUCACCAAAAAGUUCAAUCUGACGACAAAGAUCAGCACUGGCAAUAUGCAUUUAUUCGAUGCCAAUGGAAUGAUAAAGAAAUACGACACCCCCGAACAAAUUUUGGAGGAGUUUUUCCACAUUCGUCUGGAUCUGUACGUCAAGAGAAAGGCUGUGCAACUGUCAAACCUGGAAGAGGACUUGGCCAAGUUGGCAAAUAAAGUGCGCUUCAUUCUUGGGGUUGUAAAAGGGGAAAUCAUUGUCAGCAAUCGAAAACGAGCAGAUUUGUUGGAGGAAUUGAGAAUCAAGAAGUUCCGACCUUUCCCUAAGAAUGGGAAGAAAGAUGAACCACCUGUGGCAGGAACAGAGCCAGUCGAAGGGGAGGAGACAUCUGAGCAAGAGGAACCUAGAAAGGAAGACGUACGCAUUGGAGACUACGAGUAUCUUCUGUCUAUGGCUAUUGGACAGCUAACAUUUGAGAAGGUCGAGCUGUUACUCAGCCAGAAGGAAGAGUUCGAAGGACAAGUAGACGCUCUCCGGAAAGCUUCACCCGAGGACCUAUGGGCCAGAGACUUGGAAGCAUUCCUGAUUCAGCUUGACGCAAAUGAAGCUGAAGAGGCCAAGGAUGCCGAGUAUGAGAGAAAAGUCAUGGCCAAUGAAGGAUCCAAGAUUGUCAGGCGAGCAGGAGCCUCAAAGGCCGUGAAAAAGCCACCUCAGCCGAGGAAGACAGCUACGACUGCACCUGUUGCUGUCGAGGAAGGGUCUGAAGAUGCUGUGCCUAAGAAGAAAGCUGCUGGAAGACCCGUGGGAGCAAAAGCGGGAGUGAAGAAGCCUCCUGCUACCAAACCAGUUGUGCUCGAUGAUAGUGACGAGGAGGAUUUGGGACUGAACCUCAGUUUGACUGACCGUAUGGCUAACAUGAAGCUGCGGGGGAAUUCUCCAGGUAGCGAAGGCUCGGUGGUUGCUCCGAAGACUGCAGCUGCAGCGGCUUUCAUGGACCUAUCGGAUGAAGAAGAAGAUGCAGAGGAAGAAGAAGCUCCGCCACCACCGAAAGCAGCCCCGAAAGCACCUACAAAGCGGGUCACUAAACAGCGUAUUGUUGACAGUGAUAGUGAAGACGAUAUCAUCGCUUUGGAAUCCGAUUCCGACUUUGAGGCGGAGGAGAUAUCACCACCGAAGGGCCGCAAAAAAGCUGCCCCAAAGAAAGCUCCAGCAGCUAAAAAAGCUCCGGCUCCGAAGAAAGCAGCUACAGCCGCAUCGUCCGACGCUGCAGUGCCCAAGAAGCGAGGACCGAAACCCAAAGCGAAAGGAGAUGCAGCAGCAGCAGCGUCUUCGUCUUCUCCAUACAAACAAUCCCCACAGCUGAAAGUACAGAAGCUUAGAAUAUCUCCAUUCCACAAAAAGAGCGGUCCUCUCGAAGAUCCUGCUGAUCUACCGCGAAGUCUAGAGGACUUCGGCGAGAACGAGACGACAGUGGCAGCAGCCAGGCCCAGGAGGGCAACCCGACCUGUAGCUAAAUACGUCGAUGCCUUUGCCAGCGAAAGCGAAAGCGAAGGCGGAGAUAGCUCGGAGUUUGACGGAGAAGAUGAGAUGUAGGACGAAGUCUAGUAUUUACGGAGAUAGAGUCUGCUCGUAGCUCUGAGUAUAGACAGCCGGUUCGAUUAGUAGAUAGAUAUAUUGUACUCAAAAUUUCAGGCUUUUCUCCUUUCAAACACUGUACAUAAAUGCGUGAUUUAAAAUUUUUUCUGGUCUGUUGAAUCCAUGAGGC